Messenger RNA from Anopheles arabiensis, 4655 nucleotides. It is a transcript of the gene Gyc88E, whose product is annotated as soluble guanylate cyclase 88E. Gene Ontology annotation, cellular component: guanylate cyclase complex, soluble. Gene Ontology annotation, molecular function: guanylate cyclase activity; oxygen sensor activity; heme binding. The transcript is spliced from 12 exons. Bases 567 to 3599 code for a protein of 1010 amino acids. Gene Ontology annotation, biological process: cGMP biosynthetic process; response to oxygen levels; nitric oxide-cGMP-mediated signaling. Lineage: Eukaryota; Metazoa; Arthropoda; Insecta; Diptera; Culicidae. The record is from RefSeq and is a predicted model, not a curated record.
GGCCAGUUCAGUCGUCGAACGGCAGGCGGUGUGAACGCUCAAAAACUCUCCUCCGCGAGCCAAACAGAAUCCGCCGAGGAACGAACCAUACGCAGUCGUUGGCGGCGUUCCCGUGAUUGCUCGCGUUCUCCACCGCGGAGUGUGUUCCCGCGUCCCUCGUCCUUGCGUGUGACGAUCCCUCCCCUUCACGGGUGCAUCCGCAAGUGCAUUGUAAUCGCAUUGUAAUGCUACCUACCCCACACCCAGUAAUGUGCAGUGAUUGUGGGGUUUGGUGACGUGCUUCGAUGACGGUGAACGAUAACGGUGUGCCAAAGAGCGAUGUGUAAAGCGAUCCCGUCGCACAAGUGAGAUUGAUAACGGCAUCAUUCAUUCCGGAGGGCCGUCCGGAGGGCGAAGACGUACCUAGCCUGCAGCGUCACCACUGACGUAAAGCCAGUGGGUAGGAGCAACCCGUGCGCAGAGGGCAAACGCACCACCGGCGAGGCGAGGGAGCGUCCACUAGUACGUGACGACCGUCGGCGGUCGCGUCGGAUGCGUCCGGACGCUACCGGUGCCACGGUGCGACUAUGUACGGGCUGCUGCUCGAGAACCUGUCCGAAUACGUGAAGGCCGUCUACGGGGAGGACAAGUGGGAUGACAUCCGCCGGCAGACGGGCAUCUCGUCGCCCUCGUUCAGCGUCCACGAUGACUACGACGAGAAUCUGCUCAACGUGCUGGCGACGAAAGCGCAAGAAAUUCUCGGUAUAUCGGAGCGUGACUUCAUGGACCAGAUGGGCGUGUACUUCGUCAACUUUGUCAGCCAGUACGGGUACGAUCGAGUGCUGUCCGUGCUGGGCCGCCACAUGCGCGACUUUCUGAAUGGGCUGGAUAAUUUGCACGAGUAUCUCAAGUUCUCCUACCCGCUGAUGCGUGCGCCCAGCUUCAUCUGCGAGAAUGAGACGCGCCACGGCCUGACGCUCCACUAUCGGACCAAGCGCAAGGGCUUCGUUUACUACACAAUGGGCCAAAUUAGGGAGGUGGCGCGCCACUUCUACCAUAAAGAUAUGCAAAUCGAGCUGGUCAAAUCGGACCUGCUGGGCGAAACGAAUCACUACACGUUUCAGCUGACGUUCGACAACCGGGCCUUCUCGCUGGCCACCCUGGCGAUGACGCGCGAAGAGAAGCACCUGCCCAUUAGCGCCUCGGUACUGUUCGAGAUAUUCCCCUUCUGCAUCGUGUUCGGGUCAGAUAUGGUGGUCCGCAGUAUAGGCAACUCGCUCAUGGUAAUCCUGCCCGAUUUGCUGUCGAAGAAGAUCACCGAUUGGUUCGAGCUGCGUCGGCCGCUGAUAGCAUUUAAGUUCCAAACGAUACUCAACCGCACCAACAACAUCUUCGAGCUGGUUACGGUACAGUCGGUGAAGAAGCGCCCCGAAAACCAGCGCAAAACCGAGCUCGUCCUGUCGGAGGAGGAAGAGGAGGAGGAGGUGGAGCGGCGCCUGCGGCUCAAGGGCCAGAUGAUCUACAUGGAGAACUGGUACAUGAUCAUGUUCCUCGGUACGCCCGUCAUGCCCAAGCUGACCUCGCUCAUCAGCACCGGGCUGUACAUCAACGAUCUGUCAAUGCACGACUUUAGCCGUGAUCUCAUGCUCGCCGGUACGCAGCAAUCGGUCGAGCUCAAGCUGGCCCUCGACCAGGAGCAGCAAAAGUCGAAAAAGCUGGAAGAAUCGAUGCGCAAGCUGGACGAGGAGAUGCGUCGCACGGAUGAGCUGCUGUACCAGAUGAUCCCGAAGCAGGUGGCGGACCGGUUGCGGCGGGGCGAGAACCCGAUCGACACCUGCGAGAUGUUCAACAGCGUCUCGAUCCUGUUCUCCGAUGUGGUCACGUUCACCGAGAUCUGUUCCCGCAUCACGCCGAUGGAGGUGGUCUCGAUGCUGAACGCGAUGUACUCGAUCUUCGACACGCUGACCGAGCGGAACAAUGUCUACAAGGUUGAAACGAUCGGCGACGCGUACAUGGUCGUGUCGGGCGCUCCCGCCAAGGAGCAGAACCACGCCGAAAAAGUCUGUGAUAUGGCCUUGGAUAUGAUCGAGGCAAUAACGGAUUUGAAGGAUCCUUCCACAGGAACUCAUCUUCGUAUACGGGUCGGUGUACACUCGGGCGCCGUGGUGGCCGGUAUCGUCGGGCUGAAGAUGCCCCGGUACUGCCUGUUCGGCGACUCCGUCAACACGGCAUCCCGCAUGGAGUCCACCAGCCAGGCGAUGCGAAUACACAUAUCGGAGUCGACCAAGCAUCUGCUGUCGGCGAACUAUCGCGUCAGCGAGCGGGGCGAGAUCGACGUCAAGGGCAAGGGCACGAUGAAGACGUACUGGCUGGACUAUCGCGAGAACCGGCCCCCGCUGCAGCUGCUGGACGAGGAAAUUAAAACGCCCGCGAUCGAGUACGACCCGGGCAAGGAUCGGCGGGUCAGCAUUCCGUCCUGCAUGUUCUCGCAGCCGGCCCACAAACAGUCGCUCGGCGGACUCAGCUCGGCCGGGCUCGAGGAUCGGCGCGUCUACUCGCCGGUCACGUUCGAGGAUGUGGCGCGGCGCAGCAUCGCCAACUCGCCGGUCAAGCUGCACGCGUUCGGGCCGCGCGGUCGCGAGAAUCGAUCCAACUCGACCGGGCACGCGUUCAUGCACAGCGUGUCGGACGUGUUCGGCUCACUGGUGAACGAUACGGAGGAGUUCCUGGAGGAUCUGCAGCACCGCAACUCGAUCAGCAACACGCUGUACUCGGCCUCCACGCCGUCGCCCUGUCCGUUCAGCCCGCCGGCACAGUUUCGCACGAAAUCAAAGUCCUGCUACCAGGCGCAGUUCAUGGAUAAGGAUCACGAGCUGCUGUCCGGAGCAAGCAAAGCGUUACUGCAGGAAGUACCGAAAAAGCCCAAGGGCAUCCUGGCGAAAGCACAAACCGUCGAGCACGGACCGGCCGCACCGUGCGAGCACAAAGCGAAGGCCCGCAAAGCCAAGCUGGACGCGGUGAAGCAGCAGCAAACGAAGGCGCUGGAAAAGCUCGACCAGAUGGUGCAGGAAAUCUACGACGCGGACCUGCCCGGCAUGUGCUUCGUCAAUCCGCCCGGUUCCCGGUCGGACGGCAACAUCUGCCAGUCGAACAGUUGCACUCUCGGUAGCAGUAGGUCCGUAGUGGACGCGAGCACUAGCGACACCGCUUCCACCACCACCACCACCACCACCGCCUGUAACGCACUCUAUACACUUAACCUUUACUUUCCCGUUUCAUGUUCACCCGGGUGUGCUUGUGGGCUUGUGCCCGACUACUGCAGCCGAUCGCAGGCCGUUCCUUCGUCCCAUUUGGGCGCAGGGCAACCGGGCCCGUCCGGCAGUGGUUUGCCGGGGGCGGCGGGUGCCGGUCCUGGUGCACCCGUCUGCGAGCUGCAUGCCCAUCUGGCCCCGCGGCACUGUCACGGUUGCGAGCCGGUUGCCGGCAAGGUACCGCAGAGCAUGAGCUUUCAACACCCGAAAGAGCACAAGUGCUGCCCGGCGGCAGCGGCCACAGCGUACGCCACCCACGGCCAGAACGGACGACACAAAGUGCACUCGAACGCUUGUCACAUUCUCUAGGAAUGUCCCCGCCUCUGUAGUGGACCCGUUGUAGUGGGUUUGCUGUAGUAGCGCACGUACACAUCCCUAGAGUUGCAUCAUAGGUGUUCGGUGCAAUACUGCGACACUUACGACGAAAGCUUUAACCGAACCCAAAACCGGUCAAGUAAGAUGUUUCUAUUUGUCUUUAACUGUUUUUUACGUUUUUUCUAGACAAAUGACCGAAAGGUUUGUACGGGCACGGUCUAGCUGCACGUACCUUGCAUGUUGUAUACUUAAAGCGUUUAAACUCGCGCAACUUUAGCCCGGCGGGCUAAUAUUAUGUGUACACGGGAGGGAAUCAGUAGGUUAAGCGGAUCGUUGUUCUAGUGAUAUUGUGUCCACAAGGCGCACUGCUAGCAAAUGAAAGAAAAAAGGAGGAGUUAAUUUAUUAUCUGAAUGUCCUUAUUUUCGCGAAGGAACCCGUCACAGCUCACAUGCAGUACUUAAGAAGAUUAGUUAUACAAAGAAAUGUCAACAAACAAUGGCACACAGUACUCACACUCUGAGUGAUUUGUUUUACUCGCUAGUCGCUAGUUUAUUGCUACCAAAAGUGGCGUGAUGUUCACUCCUAUCUGUUAGUGGAUUUACACUUUCUAGGAAGCAAAACCAACCAACAAUAUACGACAUCAACGACACGGAAUUGGGUAUUUACAUUCGUUGUACAGUGCAGAAGUUUAGGGCCCUAGUGUAGCCAAUGUCGAUGUGAAGGUGUGUAUUUAUGUCCGUGUCUGUGUGUGUGUGUGUAUCUGGUCACGAGGAAGUUACUUAAUCAGGUUCAAUUGACAAUAAGCAAAUAUAUCUCAGAUGUCCCACCCACACCCCUCCCGGCGAAUGUUCCCCACGCAGUACAACUAAUAAAGCAGACAGAGACAGUCAAACGAGAAUGAUCGUUCAGAACCGCCCCCUCCCCCCUUCGCAGUAGUCCGAAGCAAAUGCCCAGAUUUGCGACCGCUUAGUGAUCGUCUUGAUGUUGAUGUACAUACUUGACAAUAAAGUUAAACUAUACGUGUAUGUGUUGAAGAUACCUCACCAUAA